This is a messenger RNA of Oldenlandia corymbosa var. corymbosa, 909 nucleotides long. Lineage: Eukaryota; Viridiplantae; Streptophyta; Magnoliopsida; Gentianales; Rubiaceae. The record is from the annotation of a GenBank genome assembly.
AUGAAGGUGAUUGAUAAGAUUAACGAAGCGUUGAAGGACGAAAACAGGGUUGUUUUCUCUUUCGAGUUCUUCCCACCAAAAACUGAAGAUGGUGUCGAGAAUUUGUUUGAGAGAAUGGAGAGGAUGGUUGCCCACAACCCCAAUUUCUGUGAUAUCACAUGGGGUGCUGGUGGAUCCACCGCUGAUCUGACCUUGGAGAUCGCUAACAGGAUGCAGAAUAUGGUCUGUGUGGAGACCAUGAUGCACUUGACUUGCACUAACAUGCCUGUUGAGAAGAUCGAUCAUGCUCUGGAUACUAUUAAGAGUAAUGGGCUUCAGAAUGUUCUCGCCCUUCGUGGUGAUCCUCCUCAUGGUCAGGAUAAGUUUGUUCAGGUUGAUGGUGGAUUUGCUUGCGCCCUCGACCUUGUGAAACAUAUGAGAUCCAAAUACGGAGAUUAUUUUGGAAUCACUGUUGCUGGUUAUCCAGAGGCUCAUCCUGAUGUCAUACCAGCGGAUGGAGUUGCUUCACUUGAGACUUAUCAAAGUGACCUUGCCUAUCUUAAGAGAAAGGUGGAUGCAGGGGCUGACCUCAUCGUAACCCAACUCUUCUAUGAUACAGAUAUUUUCCUCAAGUUUGUCCAUGAUUGUCGCCAAUUGGGGAUUACUUGCCCCAUUGUUCCUGGAAUUAUGCCCAUCAACAAUUACAAAGGUUUCCUACGCAUGACUGGUUUCUGCAAAACCAAGAUUCCAGCUGAGAUUAUGGCUGCCUUAGAGCCUAUCAAGGAUAAUGAAGAAGCUGUCAGAAACUAUGGUGUUCACCUUGGCACUGAAAUGUGCAAGAAGAUAUUGGCUAAUGGGAUCAGGACAUUGCAUCUUUAUACAUUAAAUAUGGAGAAGUCUGCACUGGCAAUAUUGCAGGUUGGUACUUGA